Molecule: messenger RNA, 517 nt
Organism: Melitaea cinxia (Glanville fritillary)
Lineage: Eukaryota; Metazoa; Arthropoda; Insecta; Lepidoptera; Nymphalidae
Gene: RpL35
Product: 60S ribosomal protein L35
Exons: 3
Coding region: 108-479 (123 amino acids)
Biological process (GO): maturation of LSU-rRNA from tricistronic rRNA transcript (SSU-rRNA, 5.8S rRNA, LSU-rRNA); translation
Cellular component (GO): cytosolic large ribosomal subunit; ribosome
Molecular function (GO): mRNA binding; structural constituent of ribosome
Source: RefSeq, a predicted model, not a curated record
UGAACACAAUUUUCAAAUUACAAAUAUGUUCGACUGUUCGUCACUGGUAACAUUGGCGUUUACUGUCUUUAUGUCAAUUUAGGUGGUGACAAGAAGGUGUUUUGAAAAUGGGGAAAGUAAAGUGCUCGGAAUUGCGCACCAAAGACAAAAAGGAACUCUUCAAACAACUUGAAGAGUUGAAAACGGAGCUAACAAAUCUCCGAGUAGCUAAAGUUACAGGAGGAGUAGCGUCUAAACUAUCUAAAAUACGUGUUGUGAGGAAAGCCAUAGCACGUGUUUACAUCGUCUACCAUCAAAAAAUGAAGGUCAAUUUAAGAAAUCACUACAAGAACAAGAAGUACAAGCCUCUGGAUUUGAGACCUAAGAAGACUCGUGCUAUGCGCAAGGCUCUAACCAAGCAUGAGGCGAGAAUCAAAACUCAGAAAGAAAUCAGAAAGAAGUCUCUAUUUCCACCUAGAGUUUAUGCAGUAAAAGCCUAAAUAAAAUUAAAAAAAAAAUUGUUUUUAUUCUACAAUGA